Molecule: messenger RNA, 1346 nt
Organism: Nematolebias whitei (Rio pearlfish)
Lineage: Eukaryota; Metazoa; Chordata; Actinopteri; Cyprinodontiformes; Rivulidae
Product: cholesterol 24-hydroxylase
Biological process (GO): cholesterol catabolic process
Molecular function (GO): iron ion binding; cholesterol 24-hydroxylase activity; heme binding
Source: RefSeq, a predicted model, not a curated record
GCACAGCAACACACUAAAAUGGAAGUUUUUCAUCUUCUUUGGAGUUUGUGUUCAAAGGCGCUUUUAAUCGCACUUUUUCUUCUUGUUGUCGCGCUCCUCGUUUAUUGCCUGUAUAUUAAAUACAUUCACCUGAAAUAUGACCACAUACCUGGACCAACGAGAGACAGUUUUUUGAUGGGUCACUCUGCGACGUUAAAGAGGAUUAUGAAAAAUGACGAACUUGUGCACGACAAGGUAAUUGAAUGGUCGGAGACUUACGGCUCUGUUUACAGGCUAAAUGUUCUGCAUUAUGUUUUCGUGUGUGUGACCUGUCCAGAGGCAACUAAGGAAAUCCUGUUGUCCCCAAAGUACCCCAAGGACAAGUUCGUCUACAGGAGACUCUUUAAUCUGUUUGGUCAAAGGUUUUUCGGCAAUGGUCUGGUAACAGUACAGGAUCAUGCAGUGUGGUAUAAACAGCGCAGGAUCAUGGACCCUGCCUUCAGCAGCUUGUAUUUGAGAGGUCUAAUUGGGACCUUUAAUGAGAGAGCAGAGAGACUGAUGGACAAACUUUCAGAUGCAGCUGAUAAUAACACCGAGGCCAAAAUGCUGCACCUUGUCAACUGUGUUACACUUGAUGUGAUUGCUAAGGUUGCUUUUGGCAUGGAUUUAGACCUACUGACAAAUAGCUCACCUUUCCCGAAAGCCAUUGAAACUUGUCUAAGUGCGAUGGGGUACUAUAUUAGAGAUUUUACAUUCGAGUACAAUCCUAUGAACAGACGCUUUGUUAGAGAAGCGAGGGAGGCAUGUCGUCUGCUGCGAACAACUGGGGAUCAGGUGCUCCAGGAGAGAAGGACCGCCAUGCAGAAUGGCGAUGAUGUCCCCAACGACAUCCUCACGCAGAUCAUCAAAACUGCUGACGCAGAAGAAAGCAUGACUGAAGAAGAUAAGGAGUUUAUGUUGGACAACUUUGUGACAUUCUUCAUCGCUGGUCAAGAGACAACAGCUAAUCAGCUAGCGUUCUGCAUCAUGGAACUUACAAGACACCCUGAAGUUCUGGAGAAAGCGAGGAAAGAAGUGGAUGAUGCCAUUGGGAUGAAACAAAAUCUAAGCUAUGAAGACAUUGGGAAACUGACCUACCUGCGACAAGUGCUAAAAGAGACGCUGAGAUUGUAUUCAACGCUUCCUGGCAUAUCCCGUGAGAUUCAGGAAGACAUGGUGAUUGAUGGAGUCCACAUUCCUGGGGGAGUCUCUUGUAUGUUGAACUCGUAUGCAGUCGGGAGAAUGGAAAGAUUCUUCAAGGACCCACUGAAGUUUGAUCCAGACCGAUUUCACCCAGAUGCUCCCAAGCCUUACUACUGCUACUACCC